This is a messenger RNA of Malania oleifera, 1392 nucleotides long. RefSeq lists its product as uncharacterized. Bases 221 to 1060 code for a protein of 279 amino acids. NCBI's taxonomy places the organism in Eukaryota, Viridiplantae, Streptophyta, Magnoliopsida, Santalales, Ximeniaceae. The transcript has 10 exons. The record is from RefSeq and is a predicted model, not a curated record.
AUCAAAAGUUGAUUUUGUUUAGGAAAGCCCAAUAUGGUUUUCGCCAACAACUUGUAAAAUUUUUGUCGCUAAAGAUAUAACAAAAUGAAAUUUUAGACAUCCACUGAGCGCCUAUUGUGCUAAUAUUUCAUAAACAAAUUGAGAGAGAGGGAGAGCGAUCUGGUGACUGCUGGAGCCGCGAAGAGGAUAUUAUCAAUUUUUUGGAAUCGCGAGUUGUGGAAUGGAAAGGGCUAAAUCAAUCGCAUCCAGUCUUUUCUGGGUACUGUUUUUGCUGGGGAACACAGUGCGAGUCUCUUCAACUCAACCUUUUUCUCAGACAGAUCAGGACAUAGAGCAAUCUGCUGCUGCAAGAACUCUUAAGCAGGAGCCAGAACAUGCUCAUGAAGUACACUGUUCAAGAGAAAGAAGUAGGGCAGCCUGGAAAAUUAUUGAAGAGUAUUUGACGCCAUUCAUGGAAAAAGAAAGGUAUCAAAUUUCAACUAGAUGCAGACUUCAUCCCGAUAAUGAUCUAUUUAGAGAUCAGGAGCAGCAUAAGAUUCAUGUGGAUAUAAAUGAGUGGCGAUGUGGAUACUGUAAGAAAAGCUUUCGGGCUGAGAAAUACCUUGAUCAACAUUUGGACAACCGGCACUACGAUCUCCUGAAUGUGAGUGAUAGCAAGUGCUUGGCAGAUUUAUGUGGGGCAUUGCACUGUGACCAUGUGAUGCAGUCCAAGUCACCCAAGAGCAAGUGCAAUCCUGCAGCUGCUGCGAGGAAUCGCCACCUAUGUGAGAGUCUUGCAGAUAAAUGUUUUCCUGUUAAUCAGGGUCCCUCAGCAAGUCGUCUUCAUGAAUUGUUCUUGCACCAAUUCUGUGAUGCUCACACUUGCUCAGGAGGACGGAAAUAUUUUCCUAGAGGGCGCAAGAAGCAAACAAGUGUAUUCUACCUGGCUAUUUCAAUAUUGACAUUAAUGUUGCUCCCGCUUUUCUAUGUUAUUGUCUUUUUGCACCAAAGAGAAAUGAGAAGAGGAACCCAAGAAUUGAGGCGUAUAUCACAACUUGGACGGAAAGCAAAGCCCUCUUAGUCGGUGGAAUCAAUAUUACCCAGAUAUGUCCUCCUUUGCUUAUGGUGCUUAUAACUGUCAACCAGGAAAGCAUAUGGAGUUGAUGAUACAACAUUUGAUUACCAGGAUUUUUUUUCCUAGUUUGGGCUUCCUUUUCAAUGCAUUUCUCUGGAGAACUGCUUUUGUCAUUAGAAAGCCUAAAUGUGGAUGACUUACAUAAACUCCUCAAAAAGCCAAACCAGCUCUAUAUGUACCAUCUCGGUGUAAUAUCUGGGAAGAACAAAGAUGUAUUAACAAACAUUUUUCUGCUGAAUAAAACUUAUCCAUUCUUGAUGGUUGAAUGACUUGGAAAA